Acanthocheilonema viteae is the source of this 261-nucleotide messenger RNA. NCBI's taxonomy places the organism in Eukaryota, Metazoa, Nematoda, Chromadorea, Rhabditida, Onchocercidae. The record is from the annotation of a GenBank genome assembly.
AUGUUUUUGAAAGCUUUACAACUAAUAACAACUAAACAAAACACAACCAUGAUUCUGGAAAAGUUGACAGUGCGGAAGACAGUACGAGGGCAUCAAUUGGUUCCUUCGUUAGAUAUACCAAAUAUGCCAGCUGUUGGGACACCACCACGAGCGGUAUCACCGCGAAUUCGAAAGGAUAUGUUUCGGUGCAAAGACAGUUUCUGUGCGAGUUCAUCAUCAGCUAGCUCCAAUACACAGGUAAAAAAGUUCUAUCUUAUUUAA